UGUCGGUAUAAUUUCUGCUUAGUAUGUGACAUACUUACGACAGUUGGUCAUGAAUAUUGGAUUCGUUAUUCUUUUCUUUUAUCGUUUUGCAGGAGGACAAUCCUUUCAUGGUGAAAAGAGACUUGUUCUACAUAGCAGUGAUGAUGUUUUCCAGGAACUGCAAAACAUCCGACAAGAAAUUCAAGCACUUAAGGCCGAAAAUUCGCAGCUGAAGACAUCACUAAGCGCCUUAAAAAGAGACAGUGGUUCUUUAUACACAAGAUGGGGGAGAACCACGUGUGGUGCAAAUGAUACAGAAAAGGUUUAUUCUGGAUAUGCGGCAGGGCAACAAUAUAAUCUUCCGGCCGGUCCUUCCAACUUCCUGUGUCUUCCUGAAAACCCUGACUGGGCAAAAUAUGUUGAUGGAAUCCAAAAUAUUGGAGGACGCAUUUAUGGGACAGAGUAUGAAAUGCAUCAUCCUGAUCUAUUUGAUCCAUUCCCACAACCAAUGCACGACGAAGAUGUCCCUUGUGCAGUUUGUAGAAGUCCAAGAACCACGACCAUUAUGAUGCCUGGAAAAACUAGCUGCUAUGCAGGUUGGACCUUUGAAUACACGGGUUACAUAAUGACUGGAUACAACCAAGAGAAGGCAUCAUCCGAGUACUCGUGCAUUGAUGCCGAUCCGGAAGCUGUUUUUCACGGCGAAGACAAUAAAAAUGGAAAAGUAUUAUAUUUCACAGAGGUGGAGUGCGGUUCUCUUCCAUGUCAAGAAUAUCCGAAUGGCCGUGAGCUUGCGUGUGUUGUAUGUUCUAAGUAGAUAUCUGUGAAAAGUAGAAACGAAUUCAUGAUA
Mercenaria mercenaria is the source of this 829-nucleotide messenger RNA. RefSeq names its product short-chain collagen C4-like. Bases 50 to 796 code for a protein of 248 amino acids. The record is from RefSeq and is a predicted model, not a curated record. NCBI's taxonomy places the organism in Eukaryota, Metazoa, Mollusca, Bivalvia, Venerida, Veneridae. The transcript is spliced from 3 exons.